CCUCUCUGUCAACUGUCAAUAAACGCGAAUGUCACUGAAUUGCACUGUUCUGUAGUCUUAUUUGUAUUUGCAUGAAGAAUUCUGUUUUCUGAAAUCAAAUAAGGAAAAAACAUGGCUUAUUUAACUCAGCCGGAUUAUGUGAAGUAUAUAUGUUCUUGUGGACAGUUGAAACCUAUCACGAGUCUUUAUUUUUGCAGACAUUGCUUAAAAAUACGUUGCGGUUUCUGCAUUUGUCAUGAGGUGGACUCCCACUACUGUGCUAACUGUCUGGAGAACAUGCCAUCCUCCGAGGCUCGCCUUAAGAAAAACCGCUGCAGCAGCUGCUUUGAUUGCCCCAGCUGCUUCCACACUCUGUCCACAAGGGCCACCACACAGCAGCGGCAGGUGCUGCAGGACCCCGCCGCUGGUGGGGACACCAAGGUUGAGAGCAAGCAACCCAAGAAGAUGUAUUACUUGUCCUGCUUUAACUGUAGAUGGACUUCCAGGGAUGUUGGUAUUCCAGAUCAGCCUGUUGCAUCAGGAGGUUGGCCAGAAAGGACCAACCCCCAUGCUGCCCGGGUGAACCAGCUCAUAGACUACUACAAAGCAAUAGCACAACAGGAGAAACAAGAGAAAAUUGAGAGGGAGAGGAAGAAGUUCAAUAUUAGAGGGAAAUACAUCACUCUAACUGAUAAGACUGGUCUAACCGGCGCCAUGGCACGCAACAUCGCGGGUCUGCCGUCGAGCGAGAGCUCGUCCUCCGCCAUCGCGAACUUCGUGCCGAGCGUGGCGACCGCCGAGGUAGACGAACUGCCGGAAGAUAUAUUCACCAAGGAGGUCAACUUGAAUCAGAUAACAAGCAUGCCGCAGCGGCUGGCCUCCCCCGACUGGCAGCCGGUGUCGGUGUCCCGCCUGCACCCGCUCGCCAAGCUGCUCAGCGUCAAGCGCAGUCAGCGCUGCCGCGCCUGCGACCACAACCUCACCAAGCCCGAGUACAACCCCGGAUCCAUCAAGUUUAAGAUUGAACUGCUUGCUUACUACCACGUACCCGAAGUGAAGAUAAUCUCCCACGAGCCGGUCAAGCCUGGUGAGAAAACAGCUCUAUUCCUGAAGCUGACGAACCCGACGGGACACGAGAUGCAGCUGCGACUGCUGCAGCCCGAGGACAUCCCGCCGCCGGAGGAGAAGGAGGAACCCAAGAGCAUCGACAAGUCACUGGAGAGGUCACUGGUCUUGGAAAAGGACACGACGGCGUUUAAGGCGAUAGAGCGCCAGCCGAACAUCUCAGCCACGAGUCGUGUGACGUCACCCGGCGUCACGCUGACGCUGGCGCAGCGCGACGACGCUGCAGAGUACGAUGAUGAUGCCCAGCAUGAUACCAACGACAUAAUCUUAUGGCGCAAGUCUAACAAGCUGGGCGUGAGGCUGGAGCUGGACACGAGCGCGGAGGCCGUGGGCGGCAGCCCGGCCAGAGCCCUGGUCGCGCUGCAGUACUCGUACCGCAACACGGUCCCGCCCGCGCCCAGCGCCGCCGCCUGCCGCGACCACACGCUCUACACCACCCUGCUGCUCGACCUGGGCACCGUCAGCUCCAACUAGUCGCUACUCACGGUGCUAUAGCCUAGCUCAUCAACUCCUAUUAAUCAAUGUACUCAUUUCACACGCAAAUCAAUGCAAUGUUACUGAAGUUUCGCAUUUGACUAAUUAAUAAGGAAAACAGUUGUUAAUAAUAUGCCGGGGGUGUAAUUCUUUAUUUCAGAUGAAUAAAGGACGUUCAUUUCCUGACAGGUAAACCGAGAGAUUACUGAAAGUAAAUGAAGUUAAAUAAGACCAACACAAAACUUUUUGUUAUCAAAUAUUGUUGUUGCUUUUGAAUACACGAGAACAAUACCGCGACGUUAAAACUAGACUUCCUUAUCAGCCAACUGCGUAACCUUCUAUACCAACACUUGUCUAGUCUAAGAAAAAGAAACAUAGUGUUAUGAGUAAGUGAUGAAGCAUAAUAUAAUCAAUAAAUUUAACUUAAUUACUGAAGUUAUAAUGAGAUUACUGUUGUUGGUUGUGUUGAUAAGUUUUAUCAAUUUUAUAACAUGAAA
Trichoplusia ni (cabbage looper) is the source of this 2075-nucleotide messenger RNA. It is a transcript of the gene DCTN4-p62, whose product is annotated as dynactin subunit 4. The record is from RefSeq and is a predicted model, not a curated record. NCBI's taxonomy places the organism in Eukaryota, Metazoa, Arthropoda, Insecta, Lepidoptera, Noctuidae. Gene Ontology annotation, cellular component: dynactin complex. The transcript has 8 exons. Bases 112 to 1578 code for a protein of 488 amino acids.